Messenger RNA from Nyctereutes procyonoides (raccoon dog), 4447 nucleotides. RefSeq names its product translation initiation factor IF-2-like. The record is from RefSeq and is a predicted model, not a curated record. The transcript is spliced from 3 exons. Lineage: Eukaryota; Metazoa; Chordata; Mammalia; Carnivora; Canidae. Bases 2696 to 3862 code for a protein of 388 amino acids.
AGAGAGAGAGAGAGAGGCAGAGACACAGGCAGAGGGAGAAGCAGGCUCCAUGCACCGGGAGCCCGAUGUGGGACUCGAUCCCGGGUCUCCAGGAUCGCGCCCCGGGCCAAAGACCGGCGCUAAACCGCUGCGCCACCCAGGGAUCCCGACACAGGGCCUUUAAAGGGAUGCUUAAGGUAAAAUGUUGCUGGGGGCUUUGUAAUAUGACCGGCGUCCUUACAAGGAGACACACACAUGUACAGAGGGACAACCCCGUGAGGACGCCCAGGAGAGGCCUCGGGUGGACCAGCCCCCCCACCCCUGGGUCUCGGACGUCCGGUCUCUAGCACCGAGAGACAAUAAAUCUCUUGUUUUCAGACGCCCAGGCUGUGCACUCGGUUAUGUUGGGCUGAGCUGAUUGAUAUAAGCAUGAAGCUUUUUCUUUUUUGGGGGGUAAUUUCCUUGCUUUGUGCACCCUGAGUCCUACUGCCGUGAUUCCCCCGCCGGUGAGCUGGUGCUAGGAGACCCACACGCGUGAUUUCGUGUGUGCAAUCCUAAGCAUCUGAGGAUCGGGGGCGCUUGUCUUGGGGUCGCACCGAGCUCCUUUGCAACCUGCUGCACCGUGUCCUCAAGGAACGUGCCUCGCAUGGCGUGUUUGCUGACCCUGCAGCCUCGGGGUGGGUGUCGCCCGUGGUCGAACCAGAAUCCUGCAGCUGGGGCUCCUCGGAGAGCUCGAUUCCAGCUCCCUGACCUCUGGCCUGCGUGGGACGGCCCGCUCACCCCCUGAGAGUCACUAACCGGUAGGUCCGCUGCGGCCGCACGAGAGUGUCACCAGUCUACACGGCACGCCGCGCCCAUCCAGCUCAGGGCUGCUCUGCUGCGCGUCCUGUUCCGGUCUGUAGCGGGCUACGAACCAAGCCGGCCCUCGCAUGAUCCCGUUUUCCAGGCGCCGGGUCAGAGGGCUUCAGUGCUUGCUCCACCAUGGCCAGCGUGGAGCCCUAUGCAAGGCUCGAACUCAAGACUCAGAGAUCAAGCCCUGAGCUGCGAUCCAGAGUCCCAGACUCCGCCGCCGGAGCCGCCCAGACGCCCCGAGGACACGCUCAGUUAUUGCUUUAGCUUUGGGGCCGACCCUGACGUGAGGCUUGGAUGCUCCGCACACGCCGGGCCGCGCUCGAUGCCGGCAGGAGAGAGGCCCCAGCCCCAGGUGUGGGGCCAAAGGCCUUGCACAGGUGCUGCUGGCCCACCUGCCUGGUGCCAGAAAGGGACUCUGGCCGUGGGGCAUCAUUGUGACUGCAGGUUAGCACCUAAGGGAGGUUGUUGGUUUCUUUUUUUUUCAAUUUUAUGGAAAAAAUGGAGUAGAUCUAAAAGGCCAAAUAAUAACCCCGGGGUACAAUUAUAUCUCCGGGGAUCGGAGCAGGGCAGGGUGGAAGCCGGCCGAGGGGGAGAUGAAGGCUCGGAGAAGCUGCAGCCCAGCAGGGGGCCCCGGGGGCAGUGAGGGGCCCGAACCAGCACUGCUGCGGGUGCCCUGCCGGAACAGCCCCCCCAGGGCCGGCCGCCAUCUGGCUUCAGGACCUUCACAUGAUGAGGGCGUGGGAGCUGGGGCCGCGUGGUGCCGGCUGGCGGGGAGGCCGGGCUGGCGGGGAGCAGCUGCGGUGGGGGGUAGGGGUGCAGGACCAGACCCCCUGCGGCGUGCCCAGUGUCAUCCUGACGAGGAGCUCAGGGGAGCAGAGAAGAGGCCCCUUCCCCGGAGCAGCACUCCGUAGGCCGCACGCAUUUGUUUUCUGCAUAGAAUUUGAUUUCCGCACGCGUCACCCGCUUUAUUUGGCCCCAAGACGCAUGGACACCAUCCUCGGCUUCCCACGCUCCCCCCCACCAGGGGGAACCAGGAAAGCAGAGAGUCAUGCCGUCUAGAAGCUGGAAGUCAGGCGGGGGCCAGCGGGGACUCCGCGGCUGUCCCCUUCCUGCUGUGGCCUUGUCCCUCCAGCCACUGAGCCCAGGGGAGCAGGGCAGCCCGACGACCCCUGGGAUCCCUCUGCCGCACCCACGGGGAGCCGGCCUGGUCCAGGGGCCCAGCCACCCAGAGGGAGCGUCAGGGAGGGGGAGCCGGACGCAGGGGCGGGAUGUGGGCUGGGGGGCUGCUCUGAUUCCUGCCGGGCCCCAGACUCGAGAGGCCAGGCGCCAGGUCACAGGGACACAGUCUCCCCCCGCCCACAGGCGCUCACCCCACCCCAGCUGCAUAGCCUAGCGGCGCGGGCCCCCUGGACGUCAAGGCUCCCGGCGUCUGCAGAGCUACCCGGGGCCGUCCGGUGCCACCCAUGUCUCUUUGGGAGAACACGCGUCUUCUGUGCGGGACGGAGCUGCGAGCUGGUGGCUGGCACCGCUUCAGGCCCAGGUUUGCUGCCUGGCUGGGCCGUGGUGCCGACGGAGGGGGCUGGGGUCUCCGCCGCUUCCAGCCCAACCACCCAGGACAGCCCAGGGAGGCGAGAAGUGGGGGGAUCCCUGCCACGCUUGCUAAGCCAGAAACUGGGGCAAGCACGUGCCUCCUGGCGCUGCUUCAGAGCCUCCCCGUGGACACCCACGGUGUGGACGCCCCCGAGUGGCCCUCGCUUCUGACCAGAAGGCCCUGCCUGGCCUCUGCGGGCAACCUGCCAGCCGGGCACCAGCCUCCCGCCCCAGAGCCCCCGGCCGUGCAGGGGAGCGUUGGGUCAGGGACAAAAUGCUGGGACUCCAUCCAAAUGGGGGCGGUGGGGGCAAAUCGCUCCCUGAAACCAGAGCCAGGUGGCCACUGAAGGCCAAGGCCGUCCUCGCACACAGCUGUGCCUGGCACAGGGCCUGCUGGGGCCCGAGGUGGGGGACCGACCCCAUGGCAGGGGAGGCAGGCCGAGAGUGUUGUGGAAAGAGGCAAGGGACAGCGGACGGCUGCCCGGGGGUGAACGGCCCUGCACCUGCAGUCCCCCACCCCACACCCCUGCAGCACCUGCAGCACCCUCAGCACCUGCACCCCAUGGCUACUGCAGCACCUGUGCACUCACAGCCCCUGCAGUACUCUCAGCACCUGCACCCCACACCCCCUCAGCACCCACAGCACCCGCACCCCCACACCCCUGCAGCACCUUCAGUACCCGCACCCCACACCCCCGCAGCACCCGGAGCACUCUCAGCACCCGCAGCACCCUCAGCACCCACACCCCACGCCCCCGCAGCACCUGGAGCACUCUCAGCACCCGCAGCACCCUCAGCACCCACACCCCAUGCCCCCGCAGCACCCAGAGCACUCAUAGCACCCGCAACACCCUCAGCACCCACACCCCACACCCCCCAGCAUCCAGAGCACCCCCAGCACCCGCUGCACUCUCAGCACCCGCACCCCCCACCCCCUCAUCACCCAGAGCACCCUCAGCACCCGCACCCCAUGCCCCUGCAGCACCUGUGCACUCACAGCACCCACUCCCCUGCAGCACCCCUGCACCCAGAGCACCCCCGCACCCGGAGCACCCGCGUGGCGCUGGCCCUUCCCAAGGACGCAUGUACUCUCCUUCCUCCCGCACAGUUCAGAAAAGACUGGGUUGCAGGCGUCUCGGGCUCCCAGGAGGCCGGGUGCAGGCGGUUUGGGAGCGAGGGGAGGCGGGAGUCAGGACGCGGUGCAGGCAGGGGACCCAGGGCCGGGUGGAAGCCCCGGUGGAGUGAAUGGGUCCCCGUGCCUCAGUUUCCCAACUGUAACCGGACUGGUCAGGAGCAGAGCGUCCCUCGCAGGUUCGGGGAGAGGCAGCACAUCGGGGGGCUGAGGCAGAGGCCGGGGACUGUGUCCCCGCGGGCGCCCCACAGGGGAGGUUCGCGUCUAGCUCCUGCUCGCCUUUGUUCCAGGAAAACGUGGGCCGUGUAGACAGCCAGACGCCAACUCUGAGUCACCUCCUGACUUUAUUUUGGGGAGCGGCGCGUUUCCAGGGGCUGUUCCUCGGACGCAGACGAGUCAAACACCAAAGCUGCCCCUACCCCACGGAUUGGCAUCAGUAUGAAAAGCAAACAAUUACGUUUAACGAUCAAAAUACCCUCAUUAAGCGCCAGCGGCUUCAGCGGCCUCAGGAUGGCGGCGAGCGCCCAGGCCGGGUCCCCCGCGGGAGCAGGUCCCAGUGGCCCAGGGAGGGGAACGGCCCAGAUCCCGCCCGACGCCCUGGAAGUGGCCCGGAGACUACGCUCACGGAGGCCUGACUUCGAUUACGUCGGAGCUUCGGAGCAGCUGCACCUGCAAGCCGCCCCAUCUUGGCUAAAUUAGCCUCUUCAAAGUCAAUCCUUUAAAGUAAACAUAAAAAGAUCAUCCUUAAAUAGCACAAGGAAUUGCAUAUUUGAGGCGAGGGGGCCCCCAAAGCCACGAUGUCGUGCACGGCACUUGGGAUGUCAGGGCACACUUUCCUUUAGAAGGUCUUCUGCUGGUUCCAUUUGGUGGAAAACACAGGCGCAGGCCCUGAUC